Ailuropoda melanoleuca (giant panda) is the source of this 937-nucleotide messenger RNA. Its product is annotated as UDP-N-acetylhexosamine pyrophosphorylase-like protein 1. The transcript is spliced from 5 exons. The annotation marks the transcript as partial. The record is from RefSeq and is a predicted model, not a curated record. Gene Ontology annotation, biological process: UDP-N-acetylglucosamine biosynthetic process. NCBI's taxonomy places the organism in Eukaryota, Metazoa, Chordata, Mammalia, Carnivora, Ursidae. Gene Ontology annotation, molecular function: UDP-N-acetylglucosamine diphosphorylase activity.
UCCCAGCCCCGCCCCCGGCCCACCUGGCCCCACCCCAGCCGACCUUCCCAGCCCAGGCCUUGGCUGCAGGUGGUGGAAAAGGCGUACCCCGAGGAGCCAGUGGGUGUCGUGUGCCAGGUGGACGGGGUCCCUCAGGUGGUGGAGUACAGCGAGAUCAGCCCGGAGACCGCGCAGCUCCGGGGGCCUGACGGGAGCCUGCUGUACAGCCUGGGCAACAUCUGUAACCACUUCUUCACCCGAGCCUUCCUCCAGGUGGUCAGCAGCGAGUUUGAGCCCUUACUGAAGCCACAUGUGGCUGUGAAGAAGGUCCCAUACGUGGAUGAGGAGGGAAAUCCGGUAAAGCCGAUAAAACCAAACGGGAUAAAGAUGGAGAAGUUUGUGUUUGAUGUGUUCCAGUUUGCUAAGAGCUUCGUGGCCUUGGAGGUGUCCCGGGAGGAGGAGUUCUCCCCGCUGAAGAAUGCUGCCUCGGCUGCCAGGGACAACCCCGACACGACUCGGUGCGCCCUGCUCAUGCAGCAUUACCGCUGGGCCCUGCAGGCAGGGGCCCACUUCCUGGAUGCCUGUGGGGCCCGGCUCCCUGAGCUGCCCAGCCUGCCCGACAGCAGAGAGCCUCCCGCCAUCUGUGAGAUCUCGCCCUUGGUGUCCUACUCUGGAGAGGGUCUGGAAGUGUACCUGCAAGGCCGAGAGUUCCAGUCCCCACUCAUCCUGGAUGAGAACCAGGCCAGGGCUCUGCGGCCCUGACUCACUCCCAGAAUUGCCAACCCCGGAGCCUGAGGGGCGGGGACACGGGUUAGUCCACCAGGGUAGGGCCUCUCCCAUCACUGGUUCCAUGGACCAAAUGACCCCAGGCCUGCUGGGGACCAAUGAGGGCCCUUUGCGCUCCAGUCUGUGGGGUCCGGGCGGGAGGCAGCGGCCCCCACCUCUGCUCAGCAGAGAC